AUGACGAAAGGUGUCAGGGAGGCCUCGGGAGACUCAGAGGAGCGAGGGAGCAAGAGGAAGAAGGAGGAGAAACAGAGAAGAGGAAAAGGACCAAAAUGUCACCACUGUCAACACUGUGACAAAUCCUUCACAACAUCCGGACAUUUAAAUCUUCAUCAGAGAGUUCACACUGGAGAGAAUCUACACAGCUGUGAUCAAUGUGGUAAAACCUUUACAAGGAGGGAUAGCCUGGUAGUCCACCACCGUGUUCACACCGGAGAGAAGUUGUACUGCUGUGAUCUCUGUGGUAAAACCUUUACAAGGAGGGGUAGUCUAGUAGUCCACCGCCGUGUUCACACCGGAGAGAAACCGUACCAAUGUGAUCAAUGUGGGAAAAACUUUACUCAUAGUAGUAGCUUUAAAUCUCACCAGCGCAUUCACACUGGAGAGAAGCCGCACAGCUGUGAACAUUGUGGGGAAACAUUUUCUGAGAGCGGUAGCCUUAAAUCUCACCAGCGCAUUCACACCGGAGAGAAGCCAUACAGCUGUGAUAUAUGUGGUAGAGCAUUUUCCCAGCUUGGUCACCUUAAUACUCACCAGCGUGUUCACACUGGAGAGAAGCCGUACUCGUGUGAACACUGUGGGAAAACGUUUUCUGAGAAUGGUCGCCUUAAAUUACACCGACGUGUUCACACCGGAGAGAAGCCGUACAGCUGUGAUCUAUGUGGAAAAACAUUUUCUCAGAUUGGUAGCCUAAAAUCUCACCAACGUGUUCACACUGGAGAGAAGCCGUAUAGCUGUAAACACUGUGGGAAAACGUUUUCUCAGAGAACUAACCUUAAGUCUCACCAGCUCAUUCACACUGGAGAGAAGACCUGGUCUGAAGUACUUUAGCUUUAAAUAAGCAAAACUACAAAGAGACAUAUGAAAGAAUCCCAAAAAAAGAUGGAAAAAUCUCCAAAAGGCAUCAAAUGUCAGAUUAGACAUUCGUAUAAUAUGUCACAAAAAGUUGGAUUUCAUUUCCAUCAUUUACACUUUCAAAAUAAAAAAUGACGUCUGCAAAAGUUUUGGCC
Messenger RNA from Etheostoma spectabile (orangethroat darter), 1052 nucleotides. RefSeq names its product zinc finger protein 239. The record is from RefSeq and is a predicted model, not a curated record. Gene Ontology annotation, cellular component: chromatin; PcG protein complex; transcription regulator complex. Bases 1 to 873 code for a protein of 290 amino acids. NCBI's taxonomy places the organism in Eukaryota, Metazoa, Chordata, Actinopteri, Perciformes, Percidae. Gene Ontology annotation, molecular function: DNA-binding transcription factor activity, RNA polymerase II-specific; RNA polymerase II cis-regulatory region sequence-specific DNA binding. Gene Ontology annotation, biological process: regulation of transcription by RNA polymerase II. The transcript is spliced from 3 exons.